GUGUCCUUGCCUGGCUUCGGGGACAAGUCGUUCGAGCUCUCCGUCUUCCUGCUCGCCGUGCUCGUGGUGGGCCUCGUCAAGACCUACCUGCUCUCUGGGGCGCCGAAGAGCGCCGCCAAGAAGGCGCAGCGAGUGCGCGUUGUGACGCUCAACGGCGAAGGCACGCCGCUCAUGGCGAACCUGGGUUUUACCACCAUCCGGUGCGAGGCCGCCGAGAGCUUGCCCGACGGUGUCUUCUACGGCAUGCUCGGCGACGUUCACCCUGUGUGUGGCUCGCGCCACCAGGAUGACAGCCGCAUGUGCGAGCUGAUGCUGCUGUCGCACCCUCCGCCCCUGAACUCGGACGAGCACCCUGGCCAGCAGGCCACAAAGGAGGGCGUCCCGUUCAUCCCGACCAAGUCGCUUACAGUCCUUGGCCACGUUCGAGACAGGCUGCCGCGCUGCGACCUCACGCCCGACCAGUUCAUGAGCGACCUGGCCAAG
Prorocentrum cordatum is the source of this 483-nucleotide messenger RNA. Lineage: Eukaryota; Dinophyceae; Prorocentrales; Prorocentraceae. The record is from the annotation of a GenBank genome assembly.